This is a messenger RNA of Drepanopeziza brunnea f. sp. 'multigermtubi' MB_m1, 591 nucleotides long. NCBI's taxonomy places the organism in Eukaryota, Fungi, Ascomycota, Leotiomycetes, Helotiales, Drepanopezizaceae. The record is from RefSeq and is a predicted model, not a curated record.
AUGGCCCCUCGCCAGCGCAAAUGCGUCUUUCUUAAUCUUGAUAAGUUCAACGAUCAGCUCGCUCUCGCUUACGAUAAUCUAAAUAAAAUUCAAGAAGCUAAGGAUAAGCUGCUUGCUUGCAAGCAAGGUACGGACGCUCUCUAUAUCUACGUCUUACGCUUCGAACGACUUUUGCACGCUGCUCGCUGUCAAACCUGGCCCGACGCUAAUAAGAUUAUUGCGUUCCGCAAUAGUCUAAACUCAACUAUACGGACCCGUCUAAAUGGCCAAUUGACUCUCCUAACUACGUAUACUGAAUACGUGUACGUCACUCAGCAGCUUGGACGCUCUUCCGGCUCUUCCGGCUCUUCCGGCCCUUCCGGCCCGUCCUACGGAUUUUCUCGACCUUCGGCACCUUCGGCCCCUCUUCAAAACCGCCCUCGCACGUCAACGGGCCCUCCCCCCGGCGACCCAAUGGACCUUUCAGCAGUCGAACGCGCUCAACAACUCGAGCAAUUACAGCACGCUAACGAGCUCGGCGCUAUAGAGCUUAUCGACGCUCACGAGGCUGACCAAACUCAGCUGUUGGAAGAACGAUACCCCACUCUCUAG